This is a messenger RNA of Lytechinus pictus (painted urchin), 4715 nucleotides long. Its product is annotated as protein dispatched homolog 1-like. Gene Ontology annotation, molecular function: transmembrane transporter activity. The record is from RefSeq and is a predicted model, not a curated record. Gene Ontology annotation, cellular component: membrane. The coding region runs from base 347 to 3469 and encodes 1040 amino acids. The transcript has 5 exons. Lineage: Eukaryota; Metazoa; Echinodermata; Echinoidea; Temnopleuroida; Toxopneustidae. Gene Ontology annotation, biological process: transmembrane transport; smoothened signaling pathway.
ACUCUUGAUUUGGCAUGACAUUUGGGGAGCAGACAACGAGUGUUUGUCCGCGUGUAUGUUCGUAGCGGUGACGUAAACAGUACAUCGAUCGAUAUAUAAGCCUUUUCAUCAAGAAAAGACAAACAGUUACACAACCACGUACCGGUCUCCGGCCAACACGACUUUCACGUAUCUUCUCAAACCUGUACAAGCGGAAAUAGGCUUGCAUUUAUGUCCGACGCUUUCCUGGUGAAGACAGACUGAAAAAAACAUGGCGUGUUGCUGAUAAAUUUCAUCUCCAAGAUGCAACAAAAUUAAAUUCUUGUUUCUCAAAAGCAAGGCCGCCGUCUUGGGCUUCUUAAUCAUCAUGGAGUCAAAAGUGGACACCAGUGCAGAUGAUGACUCCAAAGUGGACACCAAUGCAGAUGGUGACGAAAACCAAAAUGCUUCGAGAAACAACCUUUGGGAGAAAGAGAAAGGAGAACAAGAAACACAGAAGACAACAACUGGAUUAUGGCAUCGAUAUGCUUGCUUCCUUGUGAGAUUUCCUUCCAUCGUUCUCCUACUCGUUUUGUUAUUCGUCGUUGCUACAGGAGUUAUGGCGGUGUUCUUCAGCCCAAUACCGUCAUUUUCCGAUCCUACAGAGGGGUUUCAAGCACGAGGAACUGUUAUUAGCGGACGGCUGAAAGCCUAUGAGCGAAUGACAGCGGAAACACAGUUAUUCUUUCCUAAUCCAUCAGAAAUGAGUUCGAAUGUCAGUCGCCGAAGUAUUCCAGAAAUCCCGAGACGCAGAGACGAAAGGGAUGCCGGCAAUGAUACAACCCUUUACGUUGAAACAUGCAGUGCUUAUCUAUCGUAUCGUCUUCGGAUGGUGUAUCGAUCGUCUGGCUCUUCGGACAUGUUCACCGCUGACGUCAUGAAGGCUGUGUGCCAACACGACACAACCAACUUUCGAAGUCAGGACAUCUUCAACCAAUCAUGUGGCUUGUACGACCCAGCAGGGGAUUGCUGUCCAACCUGGACCCUGGGAUACGCGGUGGCCCUAAUCGCCGGCAAGGAAUCCUGCGAUGAUAUAAACCAAAGUGACGUGGAAAGAGUAAAGACCCUGUUGCACGAAUGCAUUCAGUAUUAUACUUCAGGGUGUCUUGAAAGUGACGCCACCUGCCAGGAUGUCCCUUCUAAUUGCACUUAUCUGGGAAACAUUCACAAAAUACUUCAUUAUCUAACACCUAGUGAGUUUGCUGAUAAUGUCGAGAAUGAUAACUAUGACUUGGAAGUGGCGCUUGUCCUUUCAUCUCUUUGGUCGUACCAUGAAGACACACUUAACGUCUAUGAAAGUCACAUGGGGACAUCGUCAUUGAAAAGUAACAAUCUUGAGAUCAUAGCAAUAGGUGCUGGUAUCAAGUUCAACGUAUUUGACAAGUUCGUCUUCUCGGACUCAAUUUUUAUUGCUAUCGGUUGUGUUUGCGUAAUAUUAAUAAUCUGGGUUUACGUUGGUUCUUUAUUUGUUACUGUUAUGACGAUGAUCAGCAUAAUUUUGUCGAUGGUAGUAGCUUUUUUCCUUUACCAUGUCAUAUAUAGAAUCCCAUUCUUUCCCUUUAUCAAUGUCAUUACUGUAAUUCUCAUUAUUGGUGUUGGGGCUGACGAUUGUUUCGUGUAUGUAGACAUCUGGAAGGCCACCAAAAAUAAGAUAGGUGAAGGGAAAGAAAAACUUGUUCCAAUUCUUCUUGAUACUCUGAAGCACGCCGCCACAACCAUGUUCGUCACCAGCCUUACGACGUCAGCUGCUCUUUUUGCAGGAGUCGUCAGCACAAUCACUGCACUGCGAUGCUUCUCAGUCUUUGCUGGAAGCGCAAUUUUGGUCAACUUUGCCCUCACUUUAACUUGGAUCCCAGCAGCAGUUAUGAUACACGAGAAAUACUUUAUAUGGGAAGAGGGCGAAAAUUCGUCUUGUGAAUGUUGCGGUUGUUGGUAUGCAGUCGGACGACUUUAUGAUCGAAUUGCAAAUAUUGGGAGGAAAGUUUUCGAAGAUUAUUUACCGGAUCUUAUAACUAAAUUACGUUACCUUUGGAUAAUCGUCUUGAGUGCGCUCGGAAUCGGAGGUUUCUGUGUUGUUUUUGUGGCACUAAGGCUACGCCUGCCUUCCCAAUCGGAGUUUCAAGUAUUCAGAACAAGUAACAUUUUUGAGCAAUACGAUCAAAUCUAUAAAGGAUUGUUUAGUUUUGAAGGUGAUUCAGCGAGGUUGAUGCCGGCAAUUAUUGUCUGGGGCGUAGAACCUGUUGACAAUGGCAAUCAUUGGGACGCUGAUGGAGAAGGAUUUACAGUGUUGGAUGAAUCGUUUGAUCCAACUCCAUCAGAAGCACAACAAUGGUUGUAUAAUUUCUGCAUAGACUUUAAUAAUUCAAGUUUCCAUGACAACGAUGCGGAGUCGGGAGACGAAUUUUGUUUCAUUGAUGAUUUUAGAACCUUUAUGGAAGACGGCACUUGCAUACAUCCUUUAACUGGCGAUGAUCUGAAUCCUUGCUGCAAUCAUACUUCAUUUCCAUAUUCAAGCGAUCUGUUUAGCCAAUGUUCAAUUACUUUCACCGAAAUACAAUGCGAACUUUAUGGAUGUGAAUCGAGUUCCCCUGGUUUAAGAUUCAAUUCAGAUAAUGAAAUUGUUGCCUUAAUUAUGUACUUAAAGACAAACGUUGAAGAAUCUCAGGAUUUCACCGCUAUGAAUCAAUUCUGGGAGGAUCUCAACGGCUGGGUUGAAGAUCAAAUAAUUGCAGCUCCAACAGGUGUAAAGAGAGGUUGGUUCAUAAGUGCCGGUGAUUACCAGAUGUCUUUCUUUGAUCUACAAAGAGGCCUUGCGACCGGUGCACCUCUCUCGGUCGGAGUCUCUCUGGCAGUCGCAGCUUGUGUUCUUCUCUUAGCCAUAAGGAACAUUUUGGUAACUUUAUAUGCCAUUUACUCUAUAGCUUGUGCCGUUUUCGUAGUCAUUGCUUCCGUUGUUCUUAUGGGAUGGGAACUAAAUAUAUUUGAAUCUAUUGUUUUGUCCCUUGCUGUGGGCCUGUCGGUUGAUUUUACAAUCCAUUUAGGCGUUGCCUAUCGGCAAUCAACUGCAUUUGACCGGAAGUCACGAUCAAUGUACGCCCUUCGUUCCCUUAGUGCUGCCAUUACUCUAGCUGCUUUCAGUACCUUCAUAGCAGGUGCGUGUAUGCUACCUGCCACAGUUCUUAGCUACGUACAGCUUGGGACUUUUCUGACACUUGUCAUGGCAAUCAGUUGGAUUUACGGAAUAUUCCUAUUUGUAUCUCUUUGCCGAACGAUAGGACCAGAGGGAAUGUUUGCCCAGUUAUCGCGAUCUUGUUGUCGGCAAAACCCUCGUGUCACACCUCUUGAGGGUGGGGACCCGGAUAAGAAAGUCCAGAAGGGUGUUUCUCUAGAUGAUGAUGUGGCUGGGGUAUCAGUUAUUUCCUUGCCAAAUGAGAAGUUACCUGCUGAAUAAUGGAAACCAUGAUUUAAUGACUGAUCAUUAUGUUUCUGUAUCACUUAUCUUCUGUCGAGUUAAUGAAAACCAAAUAAGUGUGCGUGCAUAUGUGAGGCUGGAUGGGUGCCCUGGGGGGCCAAUCAAAUAUAUUGCUGUACACACGCGUGACCAAAUAAACGCGGGGUAGUUUUGGGAAAGACUGGUCAAUGGUAAAUCGCAGGGUCAAACGUAUUUAGGGUAUUUUUUUUUCCAAAGCUUUUUUUUCAACAAGACUAGCCAACGUGUUUAGGGUAUGAUUAUUUUCCCCAAGCAUUUUCCCCGGGGUCAUAUUCUGGCGACAAAUUGUUUAGGGGCCAAACUGUGCAAAUAUAAAGCCCGCGAAAAACUUGUUCAGGGGGUUAUUUUGCACACAGAGAAAAACUCGUUUCGGUGGUGUUUGGAAAUAAUUUGGCCACGCAUGUGUAAAGCAAUUCAUUUGACUGGCGCCUCAGGGGGUGGGUGCGGAUGUGUUGGUGUGUAACUGUGGGAUGAUGUGUGAGUGGGAUGACUGCGUCAGUGUGUGCGUCUGUGUGUGUUAUGUUGGUGUGUUUGUGAUUGAGGUUGUAUGGAUGUGUGUAUCAAAGCGUGUCAUAUGAACUUGACUUUGUAUUUCUCUUUAUCGUAAUUCACAGUUUUAGAAGCCUAGUCAUAAUAAAGCAAGAAACUAAGAUUUACAAUAAAUAUUAUCACAUUAUUUUUGCAUUUGUUUAUUAUUUUUUUAACACAACAAUAUUCUCCGUUGCAACUGUACGUCUACAAAAGAUAUAUGCUCACUUUAACCACCGGCAUCUAUCGUGCACUACAUCAAAACAAUAUUAUUUCUUAAAGCAACAACAUUUCUUUUAAUUAUUUUUUUCUGCUUCAAUUCCAUACUUGCCCUUUUGCCGUAAGUCAUGAAUACUGAUUGACUCUGUUUAUCAUUCCGUUACAUUACGAUAUAUUAUGUUGAAACAUUAUGAAAUAUUUUUGUUUGUAAAAGGAUGAAGUUCGAGAACUUAUUGACUAGCCAUGAUUUGUCACAAAGACUUGCAAUAUGCCCUAUUUUUAAGUUUUGAAAUUGGCCACGACAGAUAUUUUAUUGGAAUGUAUAAUAUAUAUUGAUAUUUCAUCGUAGUGUGCAAUUGGAAUUUGUUAAAACUAUAUAUUUUUUGUAUUGUUUUUUUUCAUUUGAAGAAAAAUGUAUUUAUAUUACACUGUGCAUUAAAUUUCAUAGAACAAUAGUAUC